Messenger RNA from Chelonus insularis, 1330 nucleotides. RefSeq names its product chromatin remodeling complex subunit BCL7B-like protein (gene BCL7-like). The coding region runs from base 698 to 1090 and encodes 130 amino acids. The record is from RefSeq and is a predicted model, not a curated record. The transcript is spliced from 5 exons. Lineage: Eukaryota; Metazoa; Arthropoda; Insecta; Hymenoptera; Braconidae.
ACGAUUCUGUGAAUGAUCACCUGAAAUUUUUCUCGCGAAACUGUGUUUUAUUUAUUUGUUUUUUUGUUAUAAAAUAUUUUUUUAAAUAUCCUGAACAAUAGUAUGUACAUCAGAAAACAACGAUUUACAGUAUAGGUACAGUGGUUAUUGUGAAAUAAAUCAUUUUCUCGUUGACGGCUGAUGACAGCGGUAUCCGCCAUGACACCUCUAAAAUCUAGUGAAAAAUGAGUGCAUAUCUUUAUCUUCAUUUUUAAUUAUGAUGAAGUAAUUAAUGUUAUUAUAUUGUUGUUUUCCGAGGUGAAGAAUAAAAUAAGCUUUCGAUUAAGUCCUAAAUUAACUAAAUUCAUCCAUUUUUGACGCCGUCAUUUGUAGAGAAAAAUUUGCUAGGAACUUUCUAGGGGGAAAUCUGUCUACAGCCCAGCCUUAAUGACGCCGAGUGUAUAUUAUAACUUAGGGAAUUUUAUUUUUAUCUACAACACAAUCAUAGGUGUUUUUUUUACCCGCCACUAGAGGUGUGGUCGUAGCACUCGUGUCGCCACAGCCUAGCCUGAAUGAAGCUGAGUGUAAAUAAAUUGUUGUCGUUUGAUCAACUUACACAUUGUAAUAUUAUUAGGUUAUAAAUCACACUUUUCAAUUAGCUUAUUUAUAAAAAACAUAUUCAAAUAAAAAUUUAUUAUAAUAAAUAUAAUAACAUAUCAUGAUGUCGCGUUCUGUGCGUGCAGAAACGAGAAGCCGUGCCAAAGAUGAUAUAAAACGUGUUAUGCAAGUUGUAGAUAAGGUUCGACAUUGGGAAAAAAAGUGGGUGACUAUAGGAGAAACUACAAUGAAAAUUUACAAAUGGGUUCCAAUCUCUACACUCGAACAGAAAAAGAAAGCAAAAUCUUCAGCUGAUAAAGAGAAUGGUUUAACUAGAAAGAAUAAUGUUGAUUCAACUAAUUCAAAUUUUGGUUUAACAGAGGACUCGAAUACAUGUUUUUCAACAGUCAGUGAUUCUCAAGGUUUAACUGAUUUUUCAACUCAUUUAGCAUUUUCUGAAGAUUCGAAUUCACAAAACAGUGAACUUCCUUCGAAAGUACUUAAGGCUGACUAAAUAAUUAAGAUUAUAAAAAUCACUUAAUUUCAAUUGUCACGAUGAUAUUUCCUAUUACAAUUUACAAAUCAAUACUUUUUAUUUGUGAAGUACAUUGAAAUAUUUAAGAGAAACUUGGAUCUACUUUUAUAAUUUUGUCGUUAAUCUAAUGAAUUUCUGAAAAAUUUGUUGCUUUUGUUUACAAACUAAUACGAGUAUUAACAUUUUUGUAAAUAGUAUUUAAUAUCACCUUUCUUAUAU